Pectinophora gossypiella (pink bollworm) is the source of this 1053-nucleotide messenger RNA. RefSeq names its product inhibitory POU protein (gene acj6). The transcript is spliced from 4 exons. NCBI's taxonomy places the organism in Eukaryota, Metazoa, Arthropoda, Insecta, Lepidoptera, Gelechiidae. Gene Ontology annotation, molecular function: RNA polymerase II cis-regulatory region sequence-specific DNA binding; DNA-binding transcription factor activity, RNA polymerase II-specific. The record is from RefSeq and is a predicted model, not a curated record. Gene Ontology annotation, biological process: regulation of transcription by RNA polymerase II. Bases 1 to 1053 code for a protein of 350 amino acids.
AUGAAGUCGGGCGGGGGCCUGAUGGCGCCGCCAGGGUGCUUCCCUGGCCGCUACAGCCCCACGUACCGCACCUCCGACCCACGCCGCUGCGUGCCCAACCCCUCUAGCCGAAUACUGGAGGAUGCGUCGUUGAUGUGCAACUCGUGGUCUCCGAGGCACAAUGGCGACCUGUUCAGUGGGCUCAACGACGGUCUCCUCAGCCGGGCGGAGGCGCUGGCGGCGGUGGACAUCAGCAAGCACCAGUCAGGGCCUCAGCCGGGGCCGCCGCUGCCUCAACUGAAGCACGACAUGGUCUACCACCACGGCGUCGGGGGGCCCCCGCCUCACAACGCGCGCCCUCAUCAGAUGGGCCACCACGGCAUGGAGGGGCUGGAUAUGCUGGACCCGCUGACGUCAUCGUCGAUGACGACGCUGGCGCCGAUGGGCGAGGCCGCGCCGCCGCACCACCAGCUGCACGGCUACGGCAUGAACCACGUGAUGAACCACCACCACCACCACGCGGGCGGGCUGACGCACGCGCCCCCCGCACACCUCGCGCACCCAGCCGCCGCGCUGCAUCCCGACACCGACACGGACCCGCGCGAGCUCGAGGCCUUCGCCGAGCGGUUCAAGCAGCGUCGCAUCAAGCUGGGCGUCACGCAGGCUGACGUCGGCAAGGCGCUCGCCAACCUCAAGCUGCCCGGCGUCGGUGCUCUAUCGCAGAGCACCAUCUGCCGCUUCGAGAGCCUCACGCUCAGCCACAACAACAUGAUCGCGCUCAAGCCUAUUCUGCAGGCGUGGCUCGAGGAGGCGGAGGCACAGGCCAAGAACAAGCGGAGAGACCCGGACGCGCCGAGCGUGCUACCCGCCGGCGAGAAGAAGCGCAAGCGGACCUCCAUCGCCGCGCCCGAGAAACGGAGUCUAGAGGCGUACUUCGCAGUGCAGCCGCGCCCAUCCGGCGAGAAGAUCGCCGCGAUAGCGGAGAAGUUGGACCUCAAGAAGAAUGUGGUGCGAGUGUGGUUCUGCAACCAGCGGCAGAAACAGAAGCGGAUGAAGUUCGCGGCGCAGCACUGA